CACUACUGAAACAUGGCGAACGAGCCUUCGAGAACCCCCGUUUGGGCCCUCAAGAUCUCCUGUGUGUGUCGCCUAUUCUUGCUAUGCUUUGAUGUACUUGCAUAUUGGUUUACUAUUCUCCGUUGGGUGGAGAAAAUUGUCAAUUAUGCUUGGGACUGGAUGAACAAUAAUAUUUAAAAAUUUCAAAAGGGUCGAGAAGAUGUGUUUCUGCACCGUGCUUGUUCUAAAGAUCUCAGUGGUGCUUAGCAUUCUUUUAUUGCUUUUCAAUGUAUUGGACAUAAUUGAGGGCGGUCGAAACCUAAGCGAGGUAACAAUGAAAGGCAAACUUCUGCUCGUGAUGUGCUUCGUCUUGAACUCCUUCCUUAUAGCCAUCCUCUGUGCGGGCCUAUAUGCGGCGAUACGCCAGAAUCUCAAGCUUAUGCAGAUGCUUAUUUUCGCAUUGAUAAGCUACUUUCUGGGGAAGAUGUCGCUCUGGAUCGUUGCUGGGAACCAGGGAGGGGUCGUCGAGCUUGUGGUCACCCACCACUGGUUCAAGCUGACAUUGGUUGCAGCGGUAAUCUGCAUUUUGCUGCUUACGUGUUAUUGCCUGAGGGUAAAGGAUGACGAUGGUGAAGACCCCCCGUUUCGUUAGGAAAUUUUGGGAAAUACAUACCUGAGAAUAUUCCGUCUAAACCAUGAGCAAUUAAUGUGAUUAUUAUCAAAUACAAUCUUGUACAAUGGGACUAAUUAAGAGUUGCCUUCACACUCUCCAAACAUUAAGUUUUCUGCCCCACUCUCCCCCUUAAAGUUUCCUCCUGGAAA
Molecule: messenger RNA, 801 nt
Organism: Drosophila miranda
Lineage: Eukaryota; Metazoa; Arthropoda; Insecta; Diptera; Drosophilidae
Exons: 4
Coding region: 200-631 (143 amino acids)
Source: RefSeq, a predicted model, not a curated record